AUGAGUUGCGACAGCGCGGCGGCUGAAGGCCAGAGGCCGGGGGCGGUGCCGCGGCUUCGGCCGGCAGGGCCACGCUCGGUGCCCCGUGUCGCUUCGGCGUUCCGGGGCCUCCCUGCACACGACAGCGGAGGCCCUUCCGCUGGCGGGGCCCGCAGGCGGUGGGGUGGCAAGCAGUCACGCCGCCACGCGCAGGCUGGGCGGAAAACCCGCGACCAGCAGCUGUCGCCUUGGAGCGCGCUCGGGUGGUUCCCACAGCAGCGGAUUGGCUGCGAGCGCCGCCUGCAGCGGAGCCUUCAUGUGGCGAGGGUCGCCGGGCUCGCUAUGUAG
This is a messenger RNA of Prorocentrum cordatum, 327 nucleotides long. NCBI's taxonomy places the organism in Eukaryota, Dinophyceae, Prorocentrales, Prorocentraceae. The record is from the annotation of a GenBank genome assembly.